This is a messenger RNA of Dendroctonus ponderosae (mountain pine beetle), 966 nucleotides long. Its product is annotated as putative fatty acyl-CoA reductase CG5065. The record is from RefSeq and is a predicted model, not a curated record. Gene Ontology annotation, biological process: long-chain fatty-acyl-CoA metabolic process. Lineage: Eukaryota; Metazoa; Arthropoda; Insecta; Coleoptera; Curculionidae. Gene Ontology annotation, cellular component: peroxisome. Gene Ontology annotation, molecular function: alcohol-forming very long-chain fatty acyl-CoA reductase (NADP+) activity.
UCGCUUUCGAAUGGCCUGGCAGGCCGUCCUGGUGGGGACGGGUGUCCAUAGAUUGACCCCCUCGAUCGUUUAUUGUAAAUCGUAUCCGAAUGGACAGUGGUUUUAUGUAACUAUGCCUGGACUCUGGAUAAUCCUAACCUGCAAACUGGCAUAAUUGGUGGCUGUCACAUAGGUGCAGCCUUCAGCUGAUUCAGGAUAACGGGAAUUCGAGUUAUUUAUUUAAACAUUGGAAACCUUCAAUAAAUAAACGAACUAAUGCCCGAUAAGAUAAAGAGCGAAUAUUUGCCAGCAUUACGCUUGUUUUAUGGCAUUUUCCGUUCGAUUGUGCGACCGCAAUUUGGUGAAUACCCAGCGAGCGCAGUUUUAAGCCAGAAAUCGAUGUGAAUUGUUUGAGUGCGUUUGGCAAUUUUGCGGGAUUCCAAAAAAGGUAAACGCACGAUGAGAAUUGAUUGGGCCCAGCUGGCUGUACCGGAAAGAGCGUAAUUCUUCCACAGAACCAGAGAGAACCGGUCCCAAUUAGAACCCUGAACCCGUAGAACCGCCGCUUUCCAGCCGAAAUUAGUCGCCUUCCGCUCGACCGGACUUGGACCUGUUGGAUUUCCGCCGAUUUUGAAUAGAUGUCGGACACUGGGAAAAAGAAGCAAGACUGACCACGUAAAGAUUAAUCCAGUCUUCUAUAUGGUGAUCCAAGAGUUUCCAUCCAGCAGCAGCAGCAGCGGCGCGUCUAUCAUCCCCCCCAUGGCCGCUCUUCACUCCAAUGGGCCGAUGAUGGCCACCCAUGGCUCUGUCGCUAACUUCUACAAUGGGAAAACCGUCUUCAUUACGGGCGGCACCGGGUUUAUGGGCAAGGUGCUCCUAGAAAAGCUGCUCAGGAGUUGUCCGGGCGUGGCCCAAAUAUACCUGCUGAUCAGGCCGAAGAAGGGCCAGAAUGCUCAGGAGCGUCUCCAGCAGCUGUUGUGCUCACCG